AUGUGUCGGUCGGCAAUGCCUGCUGGCUCGGCUUGGCCCUGGCCUUUCUUGUUGUCCCGAUGGGAACGACAGCCAAGGAGGAGAUGGCCCGCUUCUGGGAGAAGAACACCAAGUCCAGUCGUCCCUUGUCCCCUCACAUCACCAUUUACAAGUGGUCCCUGCCCAUGGCGAUGUCCAUCACACACCGGGGCACUGGUGUUGCGCUGAGCUUAGGAGUCUCCCUCUUCAGUCUGGCUGCCCUGCUGCUCCCAGAACAGUUUCCCCACUACCUGGCCAUGGUGAAGUCGCUCAGCCUGGGGCCUGCUCUCAUCUUCUCUGCUAAGUUUGCUCUGGCUUUCCCCUUCACCUACCACACCUGGAAUGGAAUCCGACACCUCGCCUGGGACAUGGGGAAAGGGUUCAAGAUCCCCCAGGUCAACCAGUCCGGCGUGCUGGUCCUGAUCUUGACCCUGCUCUCUUCUGCGGGCCUCGCAGCAAUGUGA
Molecule: messenger RNA, 482 nt
Organism: Cariama cristata (Red-legged seriema)
Lineage: Eukaryota; Metazoa; Chordata; Aves; Cariamiformes; Cariamidae
Gene: SDHC
Product: succinate dehydrogenase complex, subunit C, integral membrane protein, 15kDa
Exons: 5
Biological process (GO): mitochondrial electron transport, succinate to ubiquinone; tricarboxylic acid cycle
Cellular component (GO): membrane
Molecular function (GO): electron transfer activity; succinate dehydrogenase activity
Source: RefSeq, a predicted model, not a curated record